Molecule: messenger RNA, 1890 nt
Organism: Coccinella septempunctata (seven-spotted ladybird)
Lineage: Eukaryota; Metazoa; Arthropoda; Insecta; Coleoptera; Coccinellidae
Gene: Rab19
Product: ras-related protein Rab-43
Exons: 3
Coding region: 259-915 (218 amino acids)
Cellular component (GO): trans-Golgi network
Molecular function (GO): GTPase activity; GTP binding
Source: RefSeq, a predicted model, not a curated record
CUGUCAGCAAACAGUCUCUGGUCAGUUAUUAUUGUUCUGCUUUGUGAUGAAUAAUCAAGUAUCUGAACAAUAAUAAUAGUGUCCGUUUACUGCAUUAAUUAUCAUUUAAAAGGAUGUUAUUUCAUGAGAUAAAAUGCUGGAUUCUGAUCUCAUUUCACUAUAAGAAGUGUAAUUUAAUUAUGGAAUUAUGAGUUGGCCUGUUAAUGAAGAAACUUAUUCUGGUAGCUGAACAUUCUCAAUUUUCAUAAACGCUGAAAUAUGACCACAAGAAAUCCUACGACGUUAGUAGCUGUGCCAAGUGAAGAAAAUUUUGAUUUUCUCUUCAAAAUCGUUUUGAUAGGCGAUUGUGGAACUGGAAAAACCUGUGUAGUUCAACGGUUUAAAAAUGGAACUUUCAUCGAACGACAUGGAAACACAAUUGGUGUAGAUUUCUCUAUGAAAACUUUAGUGAUUGAUGGUAAAAAAGUGAAGUUACAAAUAUGGGAUACCGCAGGUCAAGAGCGGUUUAGAACUAUAACCCAGAGUUAUUAUAGAUCUGCUAAUGGUGUAAUAAUUGUUUAUGAUAUCACGAAGAGGUCAUCAUUCCUCUCUGUUACCAAAUGGUUGGAGGAGGUUCGAAAAUAUUCAGGUAGCUCAGUACUUCUAGCAUUGGUUGGUAAUAAAGCAGAUGAAGAGAAUUUGAGGGAAGUAGAAUUUGAAGAAGCUGAAGCCAUGUGUCAGUAUAUGCCUGAGGUGCUUUUUGUAUUAGAAGCUAGUGCUAAAUCAAACACAAAUAUAGAAGAAGCAUUUGUGUAUCUUGCAACUGAAUUGAAGAGAAGGCACGACAAUGGAAUUCUACAACAAUCUGAUGAAGAUACUGUGAUAUUGGGCGAUGCAAAAUCAGUUUCCAAAUGUAGCUCGUGUACAAAGUUUUGAAUGAACCUAAAUAUGCCUUACUGUGCCUUAUUUAACUAUUGCAAAAAUACUUAUUUAAUAUGGAGCUCGGAUGUUAAUUAAUACGUAAACGAGAAGUUUAAUUGAUUUCUGGUGAUAUUUAUUGUUAUUGAUCAUAUGAUGAAGUCAAUUAUUGGAUCAUCUCAAUACUGUGCAAUAAUUUUUAGAUUCAGUUUUACUUAUUUUCAGGUAAAUAAAUAUUUUUGUUUUUAUUUAGCUCUCUUUGUCAAAUUAAUUAUAAGAAGAUCAAAGUUGAUGAUGAUGGUGUUGAAUGACAUGAAUAAUUUAAUUCAAUUAAUCUAUUGUUCAGUGAUUUGUAUUUUGGAGAACAAUUUUGUAUAGUUUGCUAACAUGUUAUUCUUUUGAUAACUUAAAUGUUGGUGUGUGGCGUUGUUAUAACAUAGUAAAUUCAAUAUUGAGCUUUAACUAAAAUUUAUAUUGUUUCUGGGAAUGUUUAGAAUUUUAACUGAUAUUCCUGGUUUUCUGUUUGAAACUCUGCUAAGGAUAUUAUUUUCCUUUAUUGUCAUAAAAACUGGAAUAAUGAAAAAAUUAUUUCGUAUAAUAAAUUUUCAACAGUCCUCACUAUACAUAAAACUGCUUAUCAAAACUCAAAAAAAAAAUGUACCUACUGUUGAUUUGUCAGGAUUGGCACUCAAUUUCAAUUCUGAAAUUGAGUGUUAAAUAUUAAUUUGAUGUUGAAAAUUGAUAUGCAUUUGUAUGAGUACAAGCUGUAAAAUUCAGUAUGUUUUAGAUUAUAUCUUUUGAUCUGGAAAUUGUUUUUUGUAUAUUUUUUGAUUAUUCUUUUGUAUUCACAUAGUAUGAAAAUGUUCACAUGAUUUAUAUUUUCAUUUGUCUUCAUUUAGCAGUUAAUUCUGUAUUGAUGGAUGUGAGCAGAUUUUCUGUAGAAGAUUCUAACUAAUAGAAGCAAGUACUGAAAAUAUACAAAACUUACAACCA